Molecule: messenger RNA, 1557 nt
Organism: Penaeus vannamei (Pacific white shrimp)
Lineage: Eukaryota; Metazoa; Arthropoda; Malacostraca; Decapoda; Penaeidae
Source: RefSeq, a predicted model, not a curated record
AUGGACCAGGGGAAGAAGCUAAAAGGCACAAAGCGAAAUGCAAAGAACACAAAGCAAAAGCCACAAGAACCCCAGUCAGAGGACUCGGAUGACCAGUCUGACCCGAGUGAGGAAUCUGACCGAGACAGCAGUUCGGAUGGAAGUGAUGGAGAGGAAGAGCAGUCAAGCAAAAAAUGUGAUGAUGAUGAGGACGAUCAGUCAGGCGAAGAAACUGAUGAAGAUCAGUCAAGCGAAGGAAGUGAAGAUGAUGAAGAGGAAGAUCAGUCAAGCGAAGGGAGCGAUUCUGAAGAGGACAAGCAGACAACUGAUGAAGAAGAAUCCGAUCCUAACAGAGAGCAAGACAGCGAGUCUGAUGACGAGGAUGAAGAUGGCGAGAUUAGCGAGGAGAGCAGCAGUGAGCCGGAACAGCAAGGCCCUGAGGAGCACCAACCACAGAGGAGUGGCCAGCGCUCGAGGCAGAAUCCCGAAGAGUCCAGCCGGAAGAAGGAUCUUGAUAAGCAAACACAGCAGCACAAACGCUCGUCAAGCAAGCACCAGAAGUCUAAAAGAAAGACUCCAUGUCCGGCAAAACCUGCGAAGAAGUUGGGAAAAAAACACAUUCCAAAACAAAAAGGAACACCGCCACAAUCAACUAAAGAAGCGAAGAAGUCACCAACUCCAAAGACUGUCACGAAAAGCAGAGAUGCUCGAGGGGAGACGGACAUAGACAAGCAAGCAGGAAAGCCUAAAGCUAUGCAGAAGACAACGAAAAGGCGGAAGUCUGAAGAAUUUGAAAAGGAAGAAUCUCCAUAUAUUGACGCGAAGAGGGCGAGUCAAAGAAAAAAGAGAAAACCAAAAAUAUCUGUUGAGGUGGAGGACCGAGCCAUUAAGGAGAGGAGAGAGCCAAGAGCCACCGGCAGACACGACCGUGAGUAUGACAGCGAAGGAGCCCCUCGGGGUCGAAGCAAGCAAGACGUCGGGAAAAGGAAUGCAGAGGAGAGGAGAGAGCCAAGAGCCACCGGCAGACACGACCGUGAGUAUGACAGCGAAGGAGCCCCUCGGGCUCGAAGCAAGCAAGACGUCGGGAAAAGGAAUGCAGAGGAACGGAGGGCGCUAAGGAUCACCAGCAGAGAAGACCGUGAGUAUGACGGCGAAGUUUACCGGGCUCGAAGAAGACAAGAUGUCAGGGAAAUCAAUACUGAGUUAAGGGGAGAGCCAAGAGCCACCGGCAGACACGACCGUGAGUAUGACAGCGAAGGAGCCGCUCGGGGUCGAAGGAAUCAAGGCGUCGGGAAAGGGCGUGCAGAGAAAGUGAGAGAGCCAAGGACAAUCAACAGAGAACACCGGGUUUACAACGACGACACCUACCGGGGUCGAAGUCAACAAAGCAAUGCAGAGGAAGGGAAGGCGCAAAGGACCAUCAACAGAGACCGUGAUGAUGACAAUGGCGAGGCUUUUCGGUUUCAAUGUAAACAAGACGCCAGGAGAAACAGGCCAGGAUUUGAUCCGAGCUUUCAGGAGGAGAACCUGAAGGCUAACGGGCGUAAGAACUGGAAUAAAGGUGAGAUGGAGUGCUAA